GACGUCUAGUCGUCACAGGAGCGGAAGUUGCUGUCAAAGUAAAGACUGCCAUGGCAGUAGAUAAAUAACAAAUGAACUAAAAGAUUAAAGAGGCUUGUUUUACUGGCGUGGGCAUGAAGACGGUGUUUGUAACUGUGGGGACUACGAGCUUUGACGAGCUCAUUGAAAACAUCACGACUUUAGACGCCGUUCAGGCUUUAAAGGCUCGUGGAUAUGAGCGUUUGGUUCUGCAGGUCGGGAGAGGAAGUCUUCUUCCAACUGCUGACAGCUGUCCACUCAUCAGAGUGGAGGCUUUUCGAUUUAAAGACUCCAUAGCAGAAGACAUGAAGCAGGCUGAUCUUGUUAUUAGCCACGCAGGGGCUGGUAGUUGUCUGGAGGCGCUCGGUGCAGGCAAACCUCUGCUGGUUGUGGUCAAUGACAAACUAAUGAACAAUCACCAGUUGGAACUGGCUGAACAGCUGCACACUGACUCACACUUGCUUUACUGCACAUGCAGCACUCUGACAGAAACACUGAAGACCAUGGAUCUCGCUAUUCUUCAACCGUUCUUACCUGGACAGCCAAAGAACUUUGCAAACUUUCUCGACAGAGCCCUCGGUGUUCGGUGAAAACAUAAUGUGCUAGAUUAUGAAUCACAGAAUGUCUCUUUAUCUGUUUCAUUAGUUUGAUAUGCAGUUGCUUCUAUGAAUACAUGAGCCAAAAUAUUAGCCUUCUAAUAUAAUGCAAAUUGCAUUAUAAUGUAGAGGUGCUGUAUUACCUUGCAUUAGUACAGGUGCAACUAAUACAUUGGCCAGUGAGUGUAAGAGUAAGUAAGUGUUGUAAGGUUUGUCCUGCCAUAAUUGUGAGCUGAUAAUGUAUUUCAGCUAAGACCGGUGAACAGAACACAGUACAACACUGUCACAUGUGCUAUAUAAUGUAUAAUUAAAAAAAAUCCAAUUCA
This is a messenger RNA of Betta splendens (Siamese fighting fish), 940 nucleotides long. RefSeq lists its product as uncharacterized. Bases 114 to 608 code for a protein of 164 amino acids. The record is from RefSeq and is a predicted model, not a curated record. The transcript has 4 exons. Gene Ontology annotation, biological process: dolichol-linked oligosaccharide biosynthetic process. Lineage: Eukaryota; Metazoa; Chordata; Actinopteri; Anabantiformes; Osphronemidae. Gene Ontology annotation, molecular function: hexosyltransferase activity.